UCCAUUCAUUUCCUCCUGAGAAACACACGGCGGAGGAGGGAAGAGAAAGAGAAGGGGGUCACAUCAGAAAGUGCGACAGAGGAAGACAAGACAGAAAAGAGGGAGACAAAAGGACGCUCUAAGGAUAGUGGUUCUCGCUCUCAAUUACUGAGGUUAAUAAACAAGGAACAGUGCUAUCAGGAUGUUGAUGCUGGAUGGGAUGCCAGCCCUGCCAGUUAAAAUCGAUCCUGCAGAGUCACAGAGACGGUCUCCUGUGAUCCAUGACUAUACAGAGAUGGGCGUGCUGGUGUUAAACCGCAGAUUUCGGACACAGUCAGAUGACAGACGGUUCCUGUCCGACCCCUUCCAGACACAAACAGAGCCAGUGGACCUGUCCACCAACAGAGCCAGAACCUCCCCGUCACUUUCAGCACCGUCAUCUUUAUCCUCGUCUCCCUCGUCCUCGUCCUCAUCAUCAAUACGAUUCUGUCCACGGUCCCCUCCUUCCAGCAAGUCUCUGUCAUCUUCAUCACCGUCAUCAUUAUCCAUGCCUUCAUCUUCCUCCACUUCAGUGAUAACCCCAGUUCCUCGUUUGAAGAUGUCUCCGUCCUGCUCUGGCCCAGUGCUGGCAUCUCCCCCAUCCAGGAGUCUCCGGGGGCAGUCGUUUUUGCACAUACCCCAGCUGAUGCCUCCUUGCUCCAGCCCGAUCCACCUCCACCCACGGCGGGUGCCGGUGGUGAUGCAGCCCAUGCCGCUGAUCUACACUGGGGUGAGAUCGCUGGGUAACAGCAGGCUCAUGAUGCCGCUGCUAGAGGAAAACAGGAUGCACAGGAAAGUCACACACCGAAUCGCAGAUGGACUGUCACCGCGGCGAUCUUUGAGUGACAGCGAGGAUGAUGACCUGCCCAACGUGACCUUGGAGAGUGUGAAUGAAACAGGAUCCACUGCCCUGACUAUCGCCCGCGCUGUCCAAGAUUCCCUGUUGCCGUUCAGUAUUGAGAGUCUGCGGAGGCCCAGGCCUUCAGAGUCGCCCGACUCAAAGAGAAGACGCAUUCACAGGUGUGAGUUUGAGGGCUGUAAUAAGGUUUACACCAAGAGCUCUCAUCUUAAAGCCCACAGACGUACACACACAGGUGAAAAGCCAUACAAGUGCACGUGGGACAACUGCACAUGGAAGUUCGCUCGCUCUGACGAGCUGACACGGCAUUACCGCAAACACACCGGUGUUAAACCAUUCAAAUGCAGCGACUGCGACCGCAGCUUCUCCCGCUCGGACCACCUCGCCCUCCACCGCCGCAGACACGUCCCACAGACAUGCAUAGUGUGAAAAAGACACUUGAUGGACAAUAUAAGCAGACGGAGCGGGUCUCUAUCUGCCAGUGUCGCAUGCAGAAGGUCUGGAAUGAUUCCCCGCACAACAAUAAUGAGGUGAAGGACAUGGGAGUUAGGACAGGAAGAUGAGAUCUGCCUUCCCUCAUAUUGUUUAUCUUCUGCACUUUUAUGUGAGGUUUAUUCAUGAAGGAGUCUUGUACUAAUGAACUAUUAAAAGCCAUUUGCUGUUAAAUGUAUUUGAUUCUCCAAACCUUCAGGUUUGCCUUCAGGUUUACUC
Molecule: messenger RNA, 1588 nt
Organism: Rhinichthys klamathensis goyatoka
Lineage: Eukaryota; Metazoa; Chordata; Actinopteri; Cypriniformes; Leuciscidae
Gene: klf12a
Product: Kruppel like factor 12a
Exons: 6
Coding region: 182-1306 (374 amino acids)
Biological process (GO): regulation of transcription by RNA polymerase II
Molecular function (GO): DNA-binding transcription factor activity, RNA polymerase II-specific; RNA polymerase II cis-regulatory region sequence-specific DNA binding
Source: RefSeq, a predicted model, not a curated record